Messenger RNA from Sinocyclocheilus rhinocerous, 1371 nucleotides. RefSeq lists its product as uncharacterized. The coding region runs from base 327 to 1145 and encodes 272 amino acids. The transcript is spliced from 3 exons. Lineage: Eukaryota; Metazoa; Chordata; Actinopteri; Cypriniformes; Cyprinidae. The record is from RefSeq and is a predicted model, not a curated record.
CUGUGUAGGAUUAUUGUGCGUCAUGUGAACGCUGUAAUCCGAUUGCCUUCAGAGGGGCGGGCCGAAGAUCGACUGACAGCCUCCCCGACCUAUCAGGCCGCAACCGCUGAGAGAUCGACCAAUGGGAGCGGGCGCUCGACAGCAUGGGGGCGGGGCGCAGCCCUGUGAUUGGCCGUGUCCUUAAACGCGCAGCCUCGCGGCUAGCUUUCCGUUCUGUCCAUUACCGAAACCCGAAUGGAAACGGCGUUAGUCUCACCCAAACGUCUUAUUCUGAAUCCCGACGACUGUAACGGAAUAUAUACUGUAACGGCGUCCGUGAGAUCCAGAUGUCGAGCAGCCGAAGGAGCACGCACUUCUGGAGCGAGGAGGAGACGGAUUUCCUCCUGCAGACUCUGAAGGAGAUGAACAUCGACCGCUACAGAGACGGACGCAAGCACCGCAACAGCCUGAUCUUCCGGAGGGUCUGCGCGCGGCACAAGGAGGCGGGCUUCGCGCGCUCCUGCGACCAGGUCAAGCACCGCUGGAAAACACUCAAGUCCAUCUACUACAAGGCCAAGAAGCAGAGCAGCAGCAGCUCUAACGCGGCCUUCAAACACUUCGACACGAUGGAGGAAAUCUUCGGACACAGACCUGUGGCUGUCAGCACCGACACCGAGCCCGACAGCAAGGGCUUCACCUUCGAGGAUGGAGAGGAGGGUGGGGGUGAGGAUAAUGUGGUGGAUGAUGUGGAAGGUGGGAUUCAGGAAAUCCAGUCAGUGAAAACAGAGAAUGAGCCCCUGAUCCUCACACAAGCGUCACACGAGAGCUCCACGACAUCCACCGAGAGCUUCACCUCCACCUCCACCCAGCAGAGCGCAGCUCCAGGCGUGCUGAAGCGCAGGCGGUCGUGUUGUGCUGCGCUGCACAGUCAGUAUCAGGGCUUUCUGGAGAGACUGCAGCGGAGCCAGAACACAUGGCUGGAGUGCCAGCUGGAGCAGAGUCACCUCCGAGAGGAGCGUCUGAUCGCCCGAGUGCUGGCCGAACACAGCCGGUCCAUGGAGGCCUUAGUCAGCCAGCUCUUCUCAGGCUUGAGGAGCCUCCUGCCCUCGUCUCAGCUCAGCACACAGCCUGACGCCAGCCCAGCGCAGAGCAGGACUGAGUCCUGAAUCACACACACACACACAGCUCUCAGAGACUCGAGGAGCACCUCACACACUCUUCAUCCCUAUGCAGUCUUCUGCAGCCCUGCACUGGUUUGUUAAAGGUAGUGAUAAUGUAGCAAUCCAGCAUCUGUUUAACACUGGUAGGUGUUUGUUAUUGUUACAUUGUACCACAUAGCUUCUGUAAAAAGUGUUCAUCAAAUGUUUAGUCAUGAAUAAAGAUGUGAGUGUG